UGCUUAAAAUGAUGUUUCUUAAAGAUAAAAUAAAAAAACCUCUUGUUCGUUUCACACUCAUGAUUACCACCGGAGGAGCCAGCUGAUUGAUUUCAUUCGCCGUUCUAUUUAUUUAUCUAUCUAUCGGACAUACAUACUCUAAAAAAAAUACUUAUACCUACCAUCUCCUCUCUCUCAAAUUGAUACACCACUGGUUAAUUAUUAUUAUCCACCAUGUCCUCCGACGACCUCCCCCCCUCAGCCAUCCCUCCCAGCGCAACGAUAUCCCAACCCUUCAACCCACCAGCCUCGACUCUCGACGCCUUCCGCGCCCAUCCCUGGUCCAACUCCCUCCUCUCGAACCCAGACUACUUUCCGAUCCGCACGUGGUCGCGAACCGCCAAACCAAGCGGCGAAGACGCCUUCUUCGCCAACACGCUCGGAACCGACUCCACCAUCCCUCAUGUCCUGACCUUACGUCGCAAAGACAUCCCCUCUGUGCCGCGGGAUCCGCCCCAGAUCCGCCUCGAUGCGCAGGGCAGACCGAUCACGCCUAGUGCGCCCGCCCGUCCGCCGGAUAUGAUCUCGUUGCUUAUGCUGUCGAAUCCGGGGAUCAGUGGUCAUCCGUCCACGGCGCAUGGGGGCGCGGUGGCCACGAUUCUAGAUGAGGUUGUCUCGCUGUGUGUUGCGCUGCAUGUGCCUGCGUAUGCGGAGAAUGAGGCCGAGGCGCGCGGAGCGUUGUAUACAAUGCAGUUGGAUGUGAGGUAUAAGAGGCCGGUGUAUGUGCCUGGGUUGGCGGUCGUGAAGGCCUGGUGCGUCGCGAGGGAUGGGAGGAAGUAUUGGAUGAGAGGGCAGUUGGUGCAGGAGGAAGAGGGUGAGGAGGGGAAGAAUGGGAGAAGUGGUGCUGGGCAGUUGGAGUGGGUGAAGAGGAAGACGGUUAGGACGGAGGCGUUGGGUUUCUGGUUGCAGACGAAGGGGAAGUUGUGAGUGAGUGAGCUGCUCGGCAAGAUGAUAGAUGGCAGUUUUUUGAUGAUCGAGGAUAGAUAGAGAGAAACGGUCAUGUAGAGUGGUUUAUAUAAGGCGCUUCCCUGGAAGCCACUAUGGCAUUGGCAUGUAUAUACAGACAUGUAUUAACUAUAUUCUUAGAUAGACAGGAAACACACGCAUCUAUAUGUAUAUAUAUAUAUAUAUAUAUAUAUAUAUA
Paecilomyces variotii is the source of this 1183-nucleotide messenger RNA. Its product is annotated as thioesterase family protein. Bases 214 to 966 code for a protein of 250 amino acids. Lineage: Eukaryota; Fungi; Ascomycota; Eurotiomycetes; Eurotiales; Thermoascaceae. The transcript has a single exon. The record is from RefSeq and is a predicted model, not a curated record.